AUCCCUUACUAAACUAUUUUUUUUAAGAGAGAGAGAGCGAACAAAACAAAUAGUGUGAGGUUAGAGAGAGAAGGCCACAGCUUUCGUUCCACCUCUUCGCACCGCUUUAAGCUUAUCAUCACCUGUUUAUCUUCUCUCCCAGUUCUCUCAUCUUUCCCAGAGAGCGACAUGGGCGAGGAAGAGAAGAAGCCGGAGGAGAAGAAGGAAGUGCCCAAAGCCGGGAAGGCUGAGGAGUCCAAGGGGCCGCCGCCGCCGCCGCCGCCGCCGCAGGAGAUUGUGCUCGCAGUCUACAUGCAUUGCGAAGGCUGCGCCAGAAAGGUCCGCCGAUCUCUCAAAGGCUUUGAAGGUGUGGAGGAUGUUCAGACGGAUUGCAAGACCCACAAGGUGGUGGUGAAGGGCGAAAAAGCAGAUCCGCUCAAGGUUGUGGAAAGGGUCCAGCGGAAGUGCCACCGCCAGGUGGAGCUCCUCUCCCCCAUCCCCAAACCGCCGCCACCGGAAGACGCCAAGAAACCGGAGGAGCCACCGGCACCCAAGCCUGAAGAGAAAAAAGAAGAGCUCCUGGCGAUUACGGUUAUCCUCAAAGCUCACAUGCAUUGCGAGGCCUGCGCUCAAGAAAUCAAACGCCGCAUUGCCAGGAUGAAGGGGGUUGAAAACGUGGAAUCAGAUCUCAAGAGCUCGGAAGUGACAGUGAAAGGCGUUUUCGAAGUAGACAAACUGGUGGAAUACGUUCACAAGAGAACCGGAAAACAUGCAACGGUAUUGAAGGUGGAACCGGACAAGAAAGUGGAAGAGAAGGCGAAGGAGGAGAAAGAAGAGAAGAAGAAGGCCGACGAGGGCGGAGAAAAGGCACCGGAGAAGGCCGAAGAGGCGGCCGGAGGAAAGAAGGAAGACGCUGCCCCCGGCGCCGGAGAUCCUCCUGCGCCGGCGGCGGAACCGGCGGUGGAGGGAGAAGGAGAGGCGGGCAAGGUGGAGGUGAAGAAGAACGAGUACUACUACAACUACAGUCACCCUGUGAAUUACCAGAUUUACCCCUACGGAUACGUCUCGCAGCCGAUGCCGAGGUUUGAAGUGUACGGUUACCCGCCGGCGCCAGUACCGGUGCCGGUGCCGGUGCCGGCACCUCAGAUGUUCAGCGAUGAGAAUCCGAACGCUUGUUCCGUCAUGUAAAUCUGGGGGAUGCGAGGGGUAAAAUGGGGAAAGCGGUGCGCAUGGGAACUCUCCAGAAGUAGGGUUUCUUGCUGGUGCUCCACAUGCGCCGUGUUUGGGUCUUUAGUACAAAAUCUGCAGAGGGACUGUACUUUUUCCUCUUCGUACCUUUCCUUUUUAAACAGUUCUCGACGUAUAAAGUAAUAAUAAUAUUUACGAUGAUAUAACGUAUGUAGAGCUAAAAUUGUGCAAUAUUGGAGUGGCUGUUUUUUUCUUUUC
Molecule: messenger RNA, 1425 nt
Organism: Diospyros lotus (date-plum)
Lineage: Eukaryota; Viridiplantae; Streptophyta; Magnoliopsida; Ericales; Ebenaceae
Product: heavy metal-associated isoprenylated plant protein 7-like
Exons: 5
Coding region: 169-1167 (332 amino acids)
Molecular function (GO): metal ion binding
Source: RefSeq, a predicted model, not a curated record